Molecule: messenger RNA, 438 nt
Organism: Lactuca saligna
Lineage: Eukaryota; Viridiplantae; Streptophyta; Magnoliopsida; Asterales; Asteraceae
Source: the annotation of a GenBank genome assembly
AUGAUCCACGGCUCCUCAUCACCCCCAGAAAAUCGGGAUAUCCUUGCCCUCAGGCAACCCAACAAUUUCACCGACUGGAAAAUCACACUAUAUCUCUUUCCCGAUUCCUUCUUCGAAGAGGAAGAAGAUGAAGAUGAAGAUGGAGACAGCGACGAGAGUGGCGGGGCAGCACCACAAAAUUCUCCUCCCAUGGGUGGUGCCAGCUCAUCCCAUCAGGCUGGACACCCAUCUUAUCACCAGCAAUAUAUGGAUCAAUUUCAAUCGAUCCAUAACUGCCUCGACACUUACAAUCAAGAUAUCGCGAGCCUGAAUCAAAUUUUCUCUUCUUUCUCCACUCAAUACACUGGGGAUCAAGAGCGCCAGCAUAAACAUGAGGACUUUUGGGCUUGGACCCGAAACUCCAAUUACUAUCCUUAUCCUCCUCCUCGUCCGCAAUAG